This is a messenger RNA of Plasmodium adleri (nom. inval.), 1257 nucleotides long. RefSeq names its product tubulin--tyrosine ligase, putative. The record is from RefSeq and is a predicted model, not a curated record. Lineage: Eukaryota; Apicomplexa; Aconoidasida; Haemosporida; Plasmodiidae. The transcript has 5 exons. Gene Ontology annotation, cellular component: cilium. Gene Ontology annotation, biological process: protein polyglutamylation; microtubule cytoskeleton organization. The coding region runs from base 1 to 1257 and encodes 418 amino acids. Gene Ontology annotation, molecular function: tubulin-glutamic acid ligase activity; metal ion binding; ATP binding.
AUGUCUAUAUAUUUUAGAGAAUUGUUUCCUUCAAACAAGGUUGUAAAAUUUAGAACUGAUUUCCGUAAUACAAUUUUUGACUUAUUUUUACAUAGAAAAUGGGAGUUGACAAAUCAUGAAACUGAUUGGAAUUUAUGUUGGUCUGAAAAGGAUUGGAUAAAUGAAGUUUAUGAUACUAUAUGUUUUAAAAAUGAUCAAUAUGUUAAUCACUAUAGAAAUUAUUACGAAUUGACUCGUAAAGACCUACUAGCGAAAAAUAUAAAGAGACUGAAAAAACAAUACGAAAAGACCAGAAACGAAGAUGAUAUAAAACAUUUAGAUAUUACUCCUAUGACGUUUGUUCUACCCUUAGAAUAUAAAAUAUUUUUAGAAGAAUAUAAAAAAAAAAGUAAUCGCAUAUGGAUUAUGAAACCUAUAGGGAAGUCACAAGGCAAAGGAAUAUUUUUAUUUGAUAAAAUUUCUCAAAUAAAAGACUGGAAUAGUUAUCAUAAUAAAAAUAAAAUUAAUGAUGAUAAAGAUAAGGAAAAACCUGAACAAUAUAUAGUUCAAGAAUAUAUAUCCAACCCUUUAUUAAUCGGAGGGAAAAAAUUCGAUAUAAGAUUAUAUGUCUUAAUAUUAUCUUAUUAUCCUUUAACUAUAUAUAUAUAUAGAAGUGGUUUUGCUAGAUUUUCUCAUACAUAUUUCAAAAAUGAAAAAACUAAUAUGAAUGAUGUUACUAUGCAUUUAACUAAUGUAUCCAUACAAAAAAAUGCAGAAGGUUAUGAUGAUACUGUAGGAGGGAAAUGGUUUGUUCGAGAAUUAUUCUUAUAUAUGAUUAGUCGUUAUGGAUAUGAAAAUAUUACAACAUUAAUUAAAAAUAUAGAAGAAUGUAUUAUUCAAUCUUUUCUAGCUGUACAUAAAAUUAUAAUUAAUGAUAAACAUUGUUUCGAAUUAUAUGGAUUUGAUAUCCUUAUCGAUAAUAAUUUAAAACCAUGGUUAAUUGAAGUCAAUUCAUCUCCUUCAUUUUCUUCAAAUACAAAAGACGAUUAUACGCUGAAAUUUAAUUUGUUGGAUGAAUUGAUGACACUCAUAAAUAUUGAAAAGUAUGAUAUACCACAAAUUGAUAGAAUUGGAGAUUUUGAUUGUAUAUAUAGAAAUGGGGAAAAAAUACGAAAUCUGGAUCCCUACAAUUUUCAUUCACACUUAGGAGCCUAUUUGUCUGGAACAGAACAUUUAAAAAAAAUUGCAAAACACAUUAAGAUGAAAUCAAACGUUUAA